AUGUAUAAGCUGAUUAAGACCGUGAUAAAGACUACAUUCAUUAUUGGGCUGAUUCACACCGCAAGCUGCCGAGACGUAGAAGCAAUGCAUGCGAACAAGUACAACUUACUUGCGCACAGUGAUUGGGCGAAAGUUCCAUCAAACGUUCUUUUGGUGCUGAACAAGCAUGCCAAGACGGCGUCUGAAGAGCAGUCCAUGGAAGAGGUGGAGGCAAUCGCAGAGGCAAACGAGGAAGUGCUUUCGCUGGAAGCCCCCGGGAAAAGCGAUGUAAAGUACGGCAAGAACGUGAAGUCGCUCAAAGCCAGAAUCAUGAACCUUUUCUGCCAGGAUGAGACCACUGUGGAGGCCUCCCCGGAGAAGAUGGAGAGCCAGCAGGAAGAGGGCGCACAGAACUCGCAGAUGGAAAUAUUCGAAGAGGCCGAGGCAGAAGCUGUAAGGGAAAUUCCAAACAUAGCUGCGCCGACAACUGCAGAGGCAAAAGUCGAAGAAACAGUCGAAGAAAACGUCGAAGAAAAAGUCGAAGAAAAAGUCGAAGAAAAAGUCGAAGAAAACAUCGAAGAAAAAGUCGAAGAAAAAGUUGAAGAACAAGUCGAGAAAGUACCCGAGCCCACCCCAUACGUGUGGAUGGAGGCUACCCCAGAGGGAAACACUGUAGCUCGCAUGCUCACUAAGAGCGAGUACGUUCGAAUGUGCAAGCUGCAAGCCCAGAAGACGAGAGAGAACUCCGCUGUAAACGCGUUCCUUUACAGAUGCAUUGUAAACAUCAAGAGGGCAGUAUACACAGUUUACAUAUUUGUUGGGGGGCAAGUUCUAUACCAAAUAGUCUCACUUGUGCUCAGCACAAUGGACACGAGCAUCACAGCACUCACAUACCACGGAGUCCCUCUGAUUGGAGUCUCUGUUCCAGUUGUGGCAGCUCUUUUCCUCGCCAAGCCAGGAUACAAGAAGGCAAAGGGAGUCGUCCUGACACUGCUCAGCGUUCUGAGCUUGUACCAGAUAAAACACGCUCUCAUUCAGAACUCGUUCUUCACUAAUCUGCUCCUGAACUGGCCCUUCAUCAUGGCUCUGCUCGCCAUCCUAUACAUAUACGCUGGAGAGUACGCGUUCAGAAGCGAAGGAAACAAGCUCUUCCCAGCAGAAAGGAGGAAAAGCACCGCAAGAAAGAUCGCCGUCGUUACAGUAGUGUCAACCAUGCUUUCCUGCAUGGUCGCGUGCUGCCUGCCAAUCACGGCAGCAAGUGUCCCAGCAGUCAAAUACCUGCUUCUGGCUGGAAACGUGUCUGCAGUCCAGAUCCUGCAGAGCCAGAUCAUGGUCCUCGGCUACGGAAUCUGCGUGCUCCUCCUGAACAUGCGCGCUUCCGUCGACAUGCUUGACAAAAAGGGAAGGAUAACGGCCGGAAUUAGAAUAGGCGAAAUGGUUAUGAGCGUCCUUGCAGCCGCAGGAAUCCUCAUAUGCCUCUCCGCGAAGGUGCAUGCCACGUGCAUCGACCUUUUCGGGCUUUCCCUGGUUUUGGUCGGGGGUUCAUGCCUGCUCAGCCUCGGAACAAAAAUGCUCCCAGAAGACUCCGUUGUCAGGAAGUCCAAGAACAACAUCUCUGUGGUUCUGCUUGCAAUCGCGUUAAACAUCGCUCUUAUGGCGUUUGUGUACAUUGUAAUGCACCUGUUUGGACAAGAGAAGAUCAUUCUCAGCGCUUUCGAGAGAAUUUCCGCGCAGGCCCGCUGGGUCCUUGCAGUUUCUGCAGGCGCCAUGCAAAGCGCGCGCUCUCUCUUCACACGCAGAUCUGUCUCGUGA
Molecule: messenger RNA, 1791 nt
Organism: Nematocida major
Lineage: Eukaryota; Fungi; Microsporidia
Exons: 1
Coding region: 1-1791 (596 amino acids)
Source: RefSeq, a predicted model, not a curated record